Molecule: messenger RNA, 2204 nt
Organism: Pygoscelis adeliae (Adelie penguin)
Lineage: Eukaryota; Metazoa; Chordata; Aves; Sphenisciformes; Spheniscidae
Exons: 16
Coding region: 65-1954 (629 amino acids)
Cellular component (GO): precatalytic spliceosome
Molecular function (GO): double-stranded RNA binding; zinc ion binding; single-stranded RNA binding
Source: RefSeq, a predicted model, not a curated record
CCUUUACCGGAAGGCUUAAGGCUGUAAAGGUGUCCUGGUGACAAAAGUGAACCGGUUUUGCAGGAUGAGCGCUGUGACCGAAGAAGUUAAGCCAGAAGAUGGCAAACCGGCAUCUGAAAAAAAAAUAUUUUAUUGUGAAGUUUGUAAAGUUCCGUGUAUGAGUUCUAUAAGUCUUCAGUCACACUAUCGUGGUGCAAAGCAUAGAAAGAAAGAGAAAGCCCUGAGACCCAAGACUGUCUAUUGUCCUCCAGCUCCAGUCCGAACUCCGAUGAAGUAUGAAACACAGAGACCAGUGAAGAGAGGACUUACAAAGGACAUAACCUGUCUGAAGGAUUUUAUGAAUGAUCCCAAAAGAGAAGAACCUCUAGUUGGUUUAGAACAUGUGGUUGAAAUCAGAUUUGAAGGAAGAAAAGAGCCGCAUUAUGAGUGCAAGCUGUGUGGGUUUAAUACAGAGAUGGCACCUAUGAUAGAACAUCUUAGCGGAUAUAAACACAGAAGAGCAUACAUCUCUAAAGAAUAUCCAGAUAAAAUGAAGAGAAAGACAACAGAUGUAAAAGAAUGCAAAGUCUCAUUUCUCAGACGGAUAGCAGGAGAGCUAGAGAAGACUGAAGGAUUAAAAAUGUAUAAGAUUGAAGGUUACAUAAGACCAAGUACCUCACCCCCAUCAAAGAAGAAAGCAAGGUGGGAAGAUGAUUAUAAGCGCGAGAAUGAUCCUGUUCGGAAACAGAAGGCUCUAGAGUUCUUGGAGACUUUUCAUAUCACCUCAGACUCAGAAGCAACACUUGUUGUUCAUAUUACACAGGAACUCACAGAAGCUUUGAAGGCCUUUUGUGAAAAAAAAGCAGCAGUUAAUUAUACUAACAGUCUGAGGCCACUGAUGUCAAUAUCUCAAGGUGAAUUUCCGGGAAGGAAAAGCAUCCCAAAACACUAUAAGCCAUAUGGAAAAUCCAAAGGAAAUUCUAACUGGAAUCAAGGUUUUUUGUCUCAGUAUGAAGAGUGUUCUGCAGAUGCUUCUUUUGCUCCUGCUAACUCAUACAGUUACCAAACAGAUGAUGGAUCAUCUUCCUACGGACUAAGAUCUAAUGACUUUGCAAUGAUGUCUGCACUCAGGGACUCUUUUGCUCUUCAGACUGGAAGUCCUGCCGGUGGUAUCAGUGAAUGGCUGAGACUGUUCAGCCGAUCUGCUUCUGGCAGUAAUUCAGCUGGUGGGGCCUCUUCCUAUGAGACAAGUCCAGUGAGUGAGUACUCAGCAGAAUAUAUGUCCAACGACGUGCGAGGAAAUAAGCUCCCUGAUAACAGAAUCUCAUAUGGCGGGGAAAGUACAAAUUGGAGGAAUCAACAAGCAUGUUCAAAAGCGAGGAGUAUAAGUGAUCAAGGAUUACCCUAUCCCAAUUCUUCUGCCUCAUAUCCUUCAUCUGGAAGAUACUCCGCAAACUAUCCUUCGCAAAGCUAUUCCUCUUACAAGAAUGAUGAGCCCGUGAGUACUUGUACAUCGUCUGCAAAUUCUGCUGUUUCAGGAAGAGGUGGCUCCAGGUGGUACCAGGACUCUAGGUGGAACGAGGACUCUGGGUGGAACGAGGACUCUAGGUGGAACCAGAGCUCUAGCUGGAACCAGGAGUCUAGCUGGAACAAGAACUCUAGCUGGAACCAGGAAUUUAGGUGUCGAGGAUUCAGGCAUCAGAAGUCAGGCUACAAGAGUGAUUGGGGUUCACAUCAGUACUCGUUUUCUGGCAGUGGUUCGUACAGAGAUUACCAGCAAUUCAGAAGCUCAGAUAAGAUGUUUGAUGAAGAUGCUGUUGGUCUUACUCCCAACAUUUUGAACAGACUACGAGGAAAGGAUAUACCUACAAUGACCAGGAUGCUCAAACAGUUGGCUCCGUAUUAUCCAGCACUUCAAAAACUAAAUAUUCAGACAUUAGUCAAUGUGCUAGUAGAAACUAGAGGAAAAGAUUAAGGAGCAACAACAGCUGAACUGGAAACAGAUGAACAGAUUCAAGAAUCUCCAUCUCUUGGCUUUCAGGAGAGAGACUGCAUUUAGUUCUGUGUUUGACUGGUUUUGGAAGGGGAAAGGGGGGUAGGGUUUAAUUUUUUAACAUGUGAAAUAUAGCUGGAACACAAACUUGCACAUAACGGAGGUGAACAUACUAUUUUCUUUGGGCUUUUUUAAUGUAUUUGUUAUAUCUUGGUAUAUUACAGAAAAAAUC